Rhododendron vialii is the source of this 941-nucleotide messenger RNA. RefSeq lists its product as uncharacterized. NCBI's taxonomy places the organism in Eukaryota, Viridiplantae, Streptophyta, Magnoliopsida, Ericales, Ericaceae. The coding region runs from base 35 to 469 and encodes 144 amino acids. The record is from RefSeq and is a predicted model, not a curated record. The transcript is spliced from 2 exons.
GGAAAGCAAGCCCGAAUGGCGUCGCUAUGAUUAUAUGUUGGUUGCUUUCCGUAAAGCCGCUGAAAAGGCCAUGGAUUCCGAGGCGAAGAGUAAGAGGGUGGUGGCCAAGUUGCAAGAAGCUGAGGUGGAGAAUGAAGUUUGUGAGGAGGAGUGCCUAGGCGAUAGGCCUAUGUCAAUCGACAUAGUAGAUGAAAUCAUAAGUUCCGAAGAGAAAAAAAUACCCGUGGGUGAUCCGAUUAAACGUCGUCGGAAAGGGCGGCCACCGGUAAAUAGGAAACAACCAAGAAUUGAAAAAAUUAUUCGAAAGAUAAAGCAAUCAAGCAAGAAUGGCAAAGCUAGUCGAGGCAAUGCGAAGAGCAUGACGUAUAAUCCAAAUGUUCACACUAUGGAACUCAACGAGGUUAUCAUGCAAGGGAGCAUAAAUUGUAGUGCAAGUAUCCCUAUGUUUUUUUUUAUCUUGUCAUUCUAAAAUUUCACAUGUUACGUACUUGACAAUUGAUUUUUAAUUUCAGACAUCCCAAUUGGUUGGACCGCACGGUGGAAUGUGGAGCUAUGACCUUGACAAGGCUUCAACCGAUUUAUAAUGGAAGACUUGUUCUUUUUUGUACUUUUGGCAAAUGGCAAUACAUAUAUUCUCUUAGCUUAUAUAUGUAGAAAGGGCACCCUUAUGGCAGCAUUAAUUGUGAGUUUCAUGGUUUAGUUCCACCUGAAACAAAAAAAUUUAUUUUGAGGGUAGUGACUUGUGAGAUCAAUUAGUCUCUCUCAACCGUCUGAGUAACUUUGAUGAUCAAUUGAAAUGUGGCUUUUUGUGCUUUUGUGUUGUAUCGGUAGCCUAAUUGCCAUUUACUCUCUCAGUUUGUUCAAUGUGAUGCUCAAUGAAAAUGUGAAUUUGGCUUUUAUUUUGUAUGAGUAGCCUAUUAGUUACAGUUUACUCUCUUUGU